AACGGGCUACAAAUCGAAGGGCCGGCCCACUGUGAUUGAGUUAUCCAUCUUAGCCGACUGGAAUUGUUGAUUGUUAGCCGAAUGAACCUGCGUGUGCAAAACCCUAGCUGAAUCACAACUCUGGAAACCUUCCAUCACCAAUUAACAAUGGCAGACGUGAAAUCAGGCGAAGAAGAGCGGGAAUCUACUGUAAAACGCAAGCCCGAUCCCCCAGAACCCGUCGACGAAACCCUAGACAAAGAAGAACGUGAAGCUGAUCCCACCAAGAAGCGAAAACUUGAAACCCUCUCACACAAUGACGCCUUUUCAUGUGCUGCGGAUGACAAAAAAGCCGAGUUGAAGCAAUCUUCCUAUCCUGAAGAUGAAGAAGAGGAUGAAUACGAUGAUGAAGAAGACUACGAAGGCGAAGAAGACGAUGAUGAACAACAGUCGGAUGGUGAGGAAGCAAUUGUUAAUAGUAAGGGGAAGGGGAUUGCGAGGGAUGAUAAAGGGAAAGGGAAAUUGAUUGAGGAAUCCGACCUCGAUGACGAUGAUGAUUCUAGUGUUGACGGCGAGAGUGAACUAUCUGGUGUUGAUAGUGAUCUGUCUGAUGAUCCGCUUGCCGAGGUCGAUUUGGAUAACAUUCUGCCUUCCAGGACACGGCGGGGUGCUGCUCAACCUGGACUCCAUAUUUCCAAUGAUCGCAACCAGGGUAGUGAUGCAUAAUUUAAAUUUUUUUUCAGUUUAAUUAAGAAUGGGAACAAAAUUCUGUAGCUUGAUUAAAAGUUAUUAUUACUGCUGCUACUACUACUUGACUGGAAUUUAGAUUGGGUGAAGAGAAAUUCAAUGUUGUAGCAUUGUAAAACAUUAUAGACUUCUCUUGAUCAAUUAAUGGCAAUUUUCCUGUUAUUGUCUCAA
Messenger RNA from Olea europaea var. sylvestris, 897 nucleotides. RefSeq names its product nucleolin. The record is from RefSeq and is a predicted model, not a curated record. The transcript has a single exon. The coding region runs from base 148 to 705 and encodes 185 amino acids. Lineage: Eukaryota; Viridiplantae; Streptophyta; Magnoliopsida; Lamiales; Oleaceae.